CUUUUCCCACUAGUGACAGUUAACAGCAAGAAAUUCAUAUAUUCCAGAUAAACAGCUAUCAGAAGAAAUUCACUAUCAACAAUGGCGGCGAAUCCACUGGAGCUCCGGCCGUUGGGGAACACCGGCCUCAAUCUCAGCUGCGUGGGCUUCGGCGCGUCGCCUCUCGGCAAUGUUUUCGGCGUCGUUUCUGAAUCCGACGCCAUCGCCACCGUCCGCCAAGCCUUCACCCUCGGAAUCAACUUCUUCGACACUUCUCCGUAUUAUGGAGGAACAUUGUCCGAAAAAAUGCUGGGAAAAGCCCUAAAAGCUUUGGAAGUUCCUAGAAACGAGUACAUUGUAUCUACAAAGUGUGGAAGGUACGCAGAUGGUUUUGAUUUCAGUGCCGAAAGAGUGACGAAGAGCAUUGACGAGAGCCUCGAAAGACUGCAGCUGGAUUACGUAGAUAUCCUGCAAUGUCACGAUAUAGAAUUCACCUCACUGGACCAGAUUGUGACUGAGACAAUCCCGGCACUCGUUAAAUUAAAGGAAGCGGGGAAGAUUAAAUUCAUUGGUAUAACGGGGCUUCCGUUGGAAAAUUUUUCUUAUGUUUUGGAUAGAGUGCCACCUGGAACAGUUGAUGUAGUACUGUCUUAUUGUCACUAUGGUAUCAAUGAUUCGACUUUGGAGGAUUUACUGCCUUACUUGAAAAGCAAAGGUGUCGGUAUAAUAAGUGCUUCUCCUCUUUCGAUGGGUCUUCUUACAGAAACUGGCCCGCCCGAGUGGCACCCUUCUUCCCCUGAACUCAAGGCUGCGUGUAAAGCUGCUGCAGCGUAUUGUAAAGAGAAAGGAAAGAACGUAUCGAAGCUAGCAUUGCAAUAUAGCUUAUCAAAUAAAGAUAUUUCGACUAUCUUGGUUGGAAUGAACUCCGUCAAGCAGGUUAAUGAAAACGUGGAAGCCGCAAUACAAGUUUCGACAGUUGGGAAGGAUGAGAAAACUCUAUCAGAGAUAGAAGCGAUUCUGAAGCCCGUGAAGAAUCAAACAUGGCCUAGUGGUAUUCAGCAGAGUUGAAAGAAUCUAGUAUUAUUCCUUGCUCGAAUUUCACCCGUUGCUUUAUUAACCUUGUUUUCGGGCCUUUCGGGCCUUCAUUCAAACAGAAAAUAAUUUUAUAAUUGUAUUACAUUUUAUGUAAUAUACACUUGAUUGUGUGUUUAAUGUAAUUAAAUCUCGGUCCAGAACCAUCUCCCUA
Messenger RNA from Erythranthe guttata (spotted monkey flower), 1225 nucleotides. Its product is annotated as NAD(P)-linked oxidoreductase superfamily protein. The record is from RefSeq and is a predicted model, not a curated record. Gene Ontology annotation, biological process: L-ascorbic acid biosynthetic process. Lineage: Eukaryota; Viridiplantae; Streptophyta; Magnoliopsida; Lamiales; Phrymaceae. Gene Ontology annotation, molecular function: L-galactose dehydrogenase activity. Gene Ontology annotation, cellular component: cytosol.